Ostrea edulis (European flat oyster) is the source of this 2099-nucleotide messenger RNA. Its product is annotated as tetraspanin-33-like. Gene Ontology annotation, cellular component: membrane. The record is from RefSeq and is a predicted model, not a curated record. The transcript is spliced from 7 exons. The coding region runs from base 531 to 1379 and encodes 282 amino acids. NCBI's taxonomy places the organism in Eukaryota, Metazoa, Mollusca, Bivalvia, Ostreida, Ostreidae.
CCAGGAGCUUUAAGGCGGUCCCCAGACCUCCGGGCCCCUGACCCAUGAAAUUCCCCCUCCUGUAUCCACCCCAGCUAAGUAAAAUUCUGCGACGGUUGGGAUUAUGACGUCAUUGAUAAAUGUGUUCAGAAAAAGAGACGUCAAGGCACCCGAAACGAUGAUGUCAAUAAACCCGCGCAUUACGUUAUAUCUGUAGCGUCUUCGUCUGGCCAGGCUGAGUGAGUGUUGUUGAUCAGCGUAUCAAUACAAGCAAAGUUUCCCCGAAGGCACAGUCAAUACGUGUGUAUGACUCUCCUUAUCAAUACACUGCAUGCGUGUCUGGCUUAGCCUGUGUUUGUGUGUGGACUAAAAAAGAAAAGGCCCUUCAAACACUUAUUUUUUAACGAUUUACGUAGCGGUUGAAGGAAGUGUCGGUUAAUAUAUAUUCUCCAGUGUAUGUUUCUAUUGUUUGUGUACUUAUGGCGCAGAAUGUCUGCAUUUGACGGAGCGUGGUCUAGGAUUUAAAUGAGAGAUUAUUUAUAACUUUAAACAUGGCGCCGCCACCGGGUAGGAUUCACAGAGACAGAAGCGCUGUCAACCCGUGUUUGAAGUACUUCAUAUUCCUGUUUAACUUCGUUUUUAUGAUUAUUAGUUUAAUCACUAUCGUCUUGACAUCGUGGAUUAUCCAUGAGAAGGACAAAACAAUCGAUUCCUUUAUAGACGUCCUCCUGGACCCAAGCCUGAUGCUCCUGAUCGUAUCAUGCAUCGCCCUUUUCAUUACGUAUAUGGGGGCCUUAGGGGCCCUUCGUGAAAACGAAACCAUGCUUGUCAUAUAUUCCCAUAUUGUGACAUUCUUCAUAUUCAUCCAAGUUGUGGGAGUAGUGUUUCUGUUUUUAUUUUAUUAUGACAACUCUGUGUUAGUUACCCUCAACAUUUAUCCAGAAGAACUGUUCAAAGACGCCAUCAUAAAAUACCGAGAGGAUGCCGACCAACAGGACUUUAUAGACUACUGGCAAAAACAGAUGGAUUGCUGUGGGUUCAGUGAUGAUGAUGAAGGAUACAAGGCUUGGAAUGCGAACAUGUAUUUCAACUGUACAGAGGAAAAUACUAGUGCAGAAAGCUGCGCGGUACCGUGGUCAUGUUGUGUCCUCAAUGACGGAGACAAGCUCAACUUACUCUGCGGUAACGGAGCGCUGAAAGCAAUGACUUCUUCAAGUUUAAAGGACCAGAUUUACACGAGGGGCUGUCUGAAGGCCGUGAGAGUCUGGGUGGGGUCUAACGUCUUUGUAUUUGGAUGUGUGGUCAUCGCCGUACUGGUUCCUCAGGUAUUAGCGAUUUGCUUUGCAAGAAAUCUCAACGACCAGAUAUUGAUUCAGAAAUCCAAAUGGUUGCACGGUUGAUUUUGUGUGAAUGUCAAGGCCAAAGAAUGCUGACAUUGUGAUACAAAUCAAAAGUCCCAAAAUAAUCUCAUGAUUAUUAAAAUGUUUAUAUGCAUUAACACUACACAGGCGCCAAAAGUAUCAACAGUGGCCAUGGUUUCUUCAACGAAAUUAGCCAACGCUGUUUCAUUAUUUUUUUUUCUAAAAACGAGCAUGAUCAAAUUUCAGUUCAUUAGAUGGUCCUUCUCCAAUCACUGCAUUACCCAUGGCCAUUAAAUACAUUUUAUCGAUGUAUAAUAGUCAGGAAGAGGGGUGACAGGGGUCACGUGGGUGAAAUACCUUUGAAAACUCCGCAGUAUCAUAGUCUCUGAGAUCUGGGUGACCCGGAAAUGUUUGUCAAUUUAAUUGGUGAUUUGAGACAUAUUGUGUUAUAUCUCAUAUUCAGAUAAGUUUUUGUGUCUAGUUACAUGUAUCCAGUGUUAUUUAAUAUUUUAUACUAGUUCUAUAUGCCCCAUUAUCUGGAAUCUUGUACACAGUUGUCAAUCGCCAUACCUGUAAUAUACAUUACAUUGGAUCUUGAAUGAAUGUAUGUAGAUGAAAGGCUUUAGAGGCUCUAGCCGAACAGUGUGGACAUCGAUCGAUUGAAAUGAUAUGCAUUGUAUAACAUAUCAAUUUAUGUAUUGUAAAAUGUAAUUGUAUUACUGAUUUCUUGUUGAGAAAUAAAUUGUUUAAAAGCAUAAA